This is a messenger RNA of Branchiostoma belcheri (Belcher's lancelet), 3438 nucleotides long. RefSeq lists its product as uncharacterized. The coding region runs from base 105 to 3344 and encodes 1079 amino acids. Gene Ontology annotation, molecular function: protein binding. The transcript has 6 exons. The record is from RefSeq and is a predicted model, not a curated record. Lineage: Eukaryota; Metazoa; Chordata; Leptocardii; Amphioxiformes; Branchiostomatidae.
GAGAGGUCAGGGGUUAGGCAAUCAAAUUCAAAUUUUGGUGGGCAGAGGAAGUUGUGCGUUUUCGUGCGGAUUCGCGGGGUUUUGGAGCGUAUUUUGUGGGCCAGAUGGCAUUUUUCUGCCCCAUUAGGUUGCGACCGAAUCAGAGAAAACCAGGUUACAACAACAAGAAGUAUGGCUCGGUCAAAGGUCGCAUGGAUGCCAUCGGAGCCAAGUUGCACGGUAACGCACACCUGCUGUCUAAUGCAGAGUACCAUGACGAGGUCAUCAGGACACUGGAGGUCGGCCUCAGGUGCCCUGCAGAUGGAGGUCAAAGGCCAGAGUUCAGGCACAGUGGCUCCUCCCUGACCUUUGAGAGGAAAGGUUCGUCAUACAUUGUACAUCCUAUUCAGGAUGAACCUCCUAAUGAUAGACUGUCACAGGAAAGGGUUGACUUGUUAAUGUCACGACCACUGGACUCAAACAAGGAGAACAGGGGGCCAAACAGUGUCAUAGGCCAAGGGAAAGACAGGCCCAAGGUUCUUCCUACAGAAAGGAAGCUAACCUACGGUACUGGUCCGGAGGUUGUACGAGACAGAAGUUCCUAUCUGCAGAUGUUAGAAGAUUUGAUAGAAGAGGGGCCUGGGUGUGUGCAGAGUAGAGACAGAGGGGCAGUGUGGCACAAGCAGAAGGGAAACAGACUGUUUACAGAGGAGGAACUGGGGAGAAGGGUUGGCGAGUCACCCUCCAAACCAAACAGACUGUCCUACGCAAUGAUGCUGGAAGGUCAGGAGGAGCGCCACCAUGCACCGCAGCCUGGAACUGCAGGGAGAGACAGGGUGCCCUCGAGAAGUAGCCCGCUGACAGAGGAACAGCUACAGCGUCUGAGAACGCUGAGGAGGGACCGAAACUCCUACCUCAUCAUGGUGGACGGGCUGCUGGAUGAGUCACGACGGUCGUCCGUGGCAACGUCGCAGAGGUGGUCGAUCGCUACAUGCAGCGAAGACUUACAGGAACUACGGUUGGGUUCUGAUACACACUACGGGCUGGACUAUAAUAAAGGAAAUCCAGGCAACAGGAGGAAUAAGCUGUAUGAUAUCAAUGCUAGGCGAGGGAGGGCAGAUGGAGGCCCUUCUAGCUCCACCUCUCCUGAAUCAAGCACAGGCAACGAGGGUUCUAAAGCUGACAUCCGCCGGCAGCGACCACGCCGCAAGGUUUCCACCAACUCUAACAGAGGAAUAAAGAAGAGUUCCUCGUCUUCGUCUACCAGUACUGCCAGUACAGUUUUCCUAGACGACAAGCAAGUGACUCCUCCAAGCGGCCACACAAAAUCUGCAGCUGGAGGGAUAGGACACAGGAUUGUAGUGCCUCCAAGUGAACAAGCUCAAAGUCAAACUGUACCUGAGAAGCCACAAGACAAGGCAUCAGUCUCAAGCAGUGGUCAGGCAGCAGGGGACGGGAUGGAAGACAUGGCAACAGCCACGCCUAGCGAUGGCAGCAGGCUGGGAGAGCGGAGAGGGUCCAUCAGCAGCAUCAGUAGUGCAGUUGCCGUGGUGAGAAGCAUCCAGCUGCUCUCUCCAUCUGAGCAGGGGAGUGAAUCACUCCUCCAAGGAAACAACUCCAAGGCCAACUGUUUUCUUCAAGAGAAUGACUCCAAGGCCAACUCCUUGCCCCAAGGAAACGACUCCAAAGUCAACUCCUUCCUCCAAGCGUGUGACUCCAAGACCAACUCCUUCCUCCAGACCGAUCUGCCUCCUCCUUCACCCUUCAGAGACACUCCAGACAUCGUGCAACAAGCUUGCCAAAACAGCCUCAGAGCUGCACCAGCAAACAACUCUUUGGGAUCAACAGAAAAACACUUGGGUAUAACAUCCCUGGUUAAUAAUAUUCAGCAGGAAAACUCAGAGACAGCAACUGAUGUUAGUAGUUUCAUUAUGGAUGUGAUGAACAAUAGUGGUUUAAGCAACAGCAGUGUAGGAAGCACCACUGCUACAGGAGGUGCGUCUACAAACAACAGUCCGGACAAGACAACCAGCAAACCAUCGCUAUGGAGACCAUACUUGGCGGGAAGCCAGGAGAGGUCAAAGGUCAGCAAGCCCCCGCUGUCCGAUGUCACCAACCUGUUGUGGAGUAAUGUUCUGCUGAGAGCGACCCUCGGGGCGUCUGGGGGGUCAACCAAUGAGCAGCAAGGAAGAGCUUCUACUAGUUCUAGUGGACAAUCCAGCGACAUGUUGAGAGAAUUGACCGGUCCAUCAGGAGUGAUGUCUAACCAGACAUCUGGUACCAGUAUACAGAGUUGCAGCACCACCAGCCUGGCCCAGUACAGCCUGCUGACUUUGACCCAGGGUCAGGUCAGGUCACCCACUGACCCUUCACCUGUCAUCCCUCCUGCCCCACACACCACCCCUGACCUACAGGUUGCAGAGUUUCCGAAGCAGCCGAUUGGCCAGGCCACGGUGAUGUUUGACUUCAUGGCUGUGGAGGAGAACGACCUGUCCGUCAUGCGUGGGGAGACCGUCACGCUGCUGAACACAGACGACACGGACUGGGUGUUCGCUUGGACGGACGACGGCGCAGAGGGGUUCAUUCCUCGCAACUUCUGUUCCCCCUGUGCCGCCCAAACUACAGGUGGAAAUAUUUCCGAGACGAGCUCCCUCCAGAUCACCAUGGCAACCAGAGACGCGACCUUCCUGACCUCAGAGACCCAGGACGACUCCUGGGCAGUUGACACCAUCUAUGAGGAGGAGGAGGAGGAGCUGGGGGAGGGCAGGGACGCCAUGGCAACCGUCUCCGUGGAGAUCCAGAAGCUGAUCGCCAGCGCACUGGAGGAGACCGACCAGAUGGCGUCCCAGGGCGGGUCACGCAAGGUCACGCACCCGAUCUCGGCGACCCCUCACCUCGGUACGGCCGGACUCGCCACAACAAGAGCCGCAGUUUCCAUGGGAACCAGCUCCAUCAUGGAGACCACCAACCACACCAGCUUCCUGUCCUCGAUCGACCUCUUGGACCUGACCCAAGACGACCCCCUGCACUGCUACCAGCCGACCAAUGAGGGCGCAGCAGACAGCAGCAGUCUCCCGGCAACUGUGGCAGAUGAGACGGCCGACAGCGUGGCGACGUCAGAGUCAGCCUGGCCCGACGAAGACUUGCGUGCGCUGGUGAAGCAGACCCACAAGUUCCUGGUGUUGUAUGACUUUGCUGCACAGGCAGUGGACGAGGUGACUGUGUCAGCAGGAGAGCUUGUGUACGUGAACGCAGACAAACAGCAGGAAGACGACUGGCUCUGGGUUUACGUGCCUUCAUCUGGGGACAGUGGGUACAUCCCACAGGCUUUCACUCGACCAAUCCUGGUCUUCGACCUCAAGUAGUUGCCAUGGAGAUAAUGGUAGCUCCCACACUUGUGGUUCAGGCAGUAUUAUGUUGCUGUUAUGUUGUUGUUGGUUACGUUGUCAUUGUGUUGUG